CAUUUUAAACCGCCACCCGCCCCUCGACCGCGGCCGGCUCAGCUGCCCGCGUCCUGAGCCCAGUGAGCGGCGGAGGCCGCGGAGUCCCCGAACUGUGCACGGGAGGCCGGGAGAUGCGCACGGGUCCCGCGCCGUAGACAAUGAAGCCGCGGGCGCCGCCGCCCGCCCUGGGCCCUGCGCGCCGCGACCGCACCUGCCGGCGAGACUGUCCCCGCGCCUGACCGCCCGCCGCUCCGACUCAUCCGGCCCGGGCGGCCCAUGGCUCGGCGCUCCGGACCCGGACCCCGGCACUUGGGCCGUGCGGCGCACGGGCUGGCGGGCACCAGGGGCGCCGUCCCCGCGGCCUGAGCGCGGCCCUUGCUGCGAGCGGGGGGCGUGGGCCCCAAUCCCGCCCGCCCGCCCCGCCUCACCCGGCUACUGCCUGGACUGCGCGGCCCGGCCCGCGGGCGCGCUGGACGCCGCGGGGUUCCGGAGGGUGGCGCGGCGACAGCGGCCCCGGGAGACAUGUACCUGCUGGACGGCAGCGGCGAGCACGCGUCGCCGCCCGCGGACGCGAUGCCGCGCGGGACGCCCCCCAGGAAGACCGUCUACCGCAUCUCCGUGACCAUGGUCAGGAAGGAGCAGCUGCCCGAGCCAGGCACCGGUGGCCCCGACCCGCGUCCCGCUCGGCGACCCCGACCCGCGCCUUCCCCGGACGCACCCGGGCGACUCGUGGAAGAGGCCGAGGAGGCUGCGGGCCCUGAGGACCUGGAGGAUUUUCAGUCUCGCUCCUGGGACUUCCGCACCUUCCGCACCCGGAGCACCGGGCAGCUGGAACUCGGCAGACUACGGCCUUGCUCACGCGGCCCCGAGUCCACGGCCCUGGAGGGCAGUCCCCCGGCCGUGGAGGGGCCCGGCUCGCCUGACCCCGGCAGCCCCGACGUGGAGGGGCCCCGGGCCGCGCCCCUGCGGCGGAGUCUCAGCUUCAGGGACUGGAGCGGGUCCGAGGCACCGCGGAGCCCGGCCCUGGGCGGCGGGAGGCGCCACAGCAGCUCUGGAAGCCUGGCAUGGCCGCUGGGCGACGAGAUCGAGGCCGACCCGGAGGCCGCCCUGGAACCCGGGACCGUUGCGCAGCCAGCCUCAGAGAAACGCAACACCCUGGAUGUCGGCGAGGUGCUUAGCAAGAACGACGCGCUCUCCGACCUGGAGCGCUGGGAACGCAGCAAGAGCAAGAACCGCACGCUGGACAACAGCGACCUGCAGCGGCUGGAGCGCGCGCGGGCCGCAGCUGCGGGCCCGGGAGCAGCCUCGGAGCACCGACUGCUGCGCUUUUUCAGUGGUAUCUUCGCGCGUAGAGACGGCGGCCCUGGCAGCGGGCCCUCCCCUCGGAGCGGUGCCUCGCGAUCUCGCGGCUACUUCAGCAGCCUGCGGCGGGCCCCAGCGGAUGCACACUCGUCCAGCGCAGAGAGCAUCGACGGGUCCCCGCGUAGAGAUGCCUUCGUGAACAGCCAGGAGUGGACACUGAGCCGAUCGGUGCCAGAGCUCAAAGUGGGGAUCGUGGGUAACCUGGCCAGCGGCAAGUCGGCCCUGGUGCACCGGUACCUGACCGGCACGUACGUCCAGGAGGAGUCUCCGGAAGAUGUGGAUGCAGGUGGCAGGUUCAAGAAAGAGAUUGUCGUUGACGGACAGAGCUAUCUGCUGCUGAUUAGAGAUGAAGGGGGCCCCCCGGAGGCGCAGUUCGCCAUGUGGGUGGACGCCGUCAUAUUUGUCUUCAGCUUGGAGGACGAGAUCAGUUUCCAGACCGUGUACCACUACUACAGCCGGAUGGCCAACUACCGGAACACCAGCGAGGUGCCGCUCGUGCUGGUGGGGACCCAGGAUGCCAUAAGUUCCACGAACCCACGGGUCAUCGACGACGCCAGGGCGCGGAAGCUCUCCAACGACCUCAAGAGGUGCACCUACUACGAGACCUGUGCCACCUACGGGCUCAACGUGGAGCGGGUCUUUCAGGAUGUUGCCCAGAAGAUUGUUGCCACAAGGAAGAAGCAGCAGCUGUCCAUAGGUCCCUGCAAGUCCCUACCCAACUCGCCCAGCCACUCCUCGGUCUGUUCUGCACAGGUGUCCGCCGUGCAUAUAAGCCAGACAAGUAACGGCGGCGGGAGUCUGAGCGACUACUCCUCCUCCGUCCCGUCGACUCCAAGCACCAGCCAGAAGGAGCUGCGGAUCGAUGUGCCUCCCACUGCCAACACCCCCACGCCUGUGCGGAAGCAGUCCAAGCGCCGGUCCAACCUCUUUACCUCUCGGAAAGGGAGCGACCCAGACAAAGAGAAGAAAGGCCUGGAGAGCCGCGCGGACAGCAUCGGGAGCGGCCGAGCCAUCCCAAUUAAACAGGGCAUGCUCUUGAAGCGAAGUGGCAAGUCACUGAACAAGGAGUGGAAGAAGAAAUAUGUCACCCUGUGUGACAACGGCGUACUGACCUAUCAUCCAAGUCUGCAUGAUUACAUGCAGAAUGUUCACGGUAAAGAGAUCGAUCUUCUGAGGACCACUGUGAAAGUCCCAGGGAAGAGGCCACCCCGAGCCACGUCGGCCUGCGCACCCAUCUCCAGCCCUAAAACCAAUGGCCUGUCCAAGGACAUGAGCAGUUUACACAUCUCACCAAAUUCAGGGAAUGUCACUAGUGCGUCUGGGUCUCAGAUGGCAAGCGGCAUCAGCCUGGUCUCCUUCAACAGCCGACCCGACGGCAUGCACCAGCGCUCCUACUCAGUCUCCAGUGCCGACCAGUGGAGUGAGGCUACGGUCAUUGCAAACUCGGCCAUCAGCAGUGACACAGGACUAGGUGACUCCGUGUGCUCCAGCCCAAGUAUCUCCAGCUCCACCAGCCCCAAGCUCGACCCGCCCCCCUCCCCUCACGCCAACAGAAAGAAGCACCGAAGGAAGAAAAGUACCAGCAACUUCAAAGCCGACGGGCUCUCUGGCACUGCUGAAGCCAAACGCAAAGCGUGGAAACUAAACCGUGUUGGUAGCCUGCGAAAUAUAUACAGCAGCAGCAGCGCCAACACCGAAGAACAAGAAGAAAACUUUGAGUUUAUCAUUGUGUCCCUCACUGGCCAGACCUGGCACUUUGAAGCCACCACAUAUGAAGAACGAGACGCGUGGGUCCAAGCCAUCGAGAGCCAGAUCCUAGCCAGCCUACAGUCCUGCGAGAGCAGCAAGAAUAAGUCUCGACUGACCAGCCAGAGUGAGGCCAUGGCCCUGCAGUCCAUCCGGAACAUCCGCGGGAACUCCCACUGUGUGGACUGCGACACCCAGAAUCCUAACUGGGCCAGUUUGAACUUAGGAGCCCUCAUGUGCAUCGAGUGCUCAGGGAUCCACCGGAAUCUGGGCACACACCUCUCCCGGGUCCGAUCACUGGACCUCGACGACUGGCCCCUCGAGCUGAUCAAGGUGAUGUCGUCCAUUGGGAACGAGCUGGCCAACAGCGUCUGGGAAGAGAGCAGCCAGGGGCGGACGAAGCCCUCCGUGGACUCCACAAGGGAGGAGAAGGAGCGGUGGAUCCGGGCCAAGUACGAGCAGAAGCUCUUCCUGGCCCCGCUGCCCUGCACCGAGCUGUCGCUGGGCCAGCACCUGCUGCGAGCCACGGCUGACGAGGACCUGCGGACAGUCAUCCUGCUGCUGGCACACGGCUCCCGGGAGGAGGUGAACGAGACCUGCGGGGAGGGAGACGGCCGCACGGCGCUGCACCUGGCCUGCCGCAAGGGCAACGUGGUCCUGGCACAGCUGCUGAUCUGGUACGGGGUGGACGUCCUGGCCCGCGACGCCCACGGAAACACGGCGCUGGCCUAUGCCCGGCAGGCGCCCAGCCAGGAGUGCGCGGAGGUUCUGCUGCAGUACGGCUGCCCCGACGAGCGCUGCGUGCUCAUGGCCACCCCCAACCUGUCCCGCAAGAACAGCAACCGCAACAACAGCAGCGGGAGGGUGCCCAGCAUCAUCUGAGGGCCACGCCAGCCCCACUCCGGCCGCCUCGCCACCCACUCUUGGAAGUCACAGCACGUGAGUCCCUCACGUCCCCUCCCUCUUCCUGGUGGUCACCUCCCGCCCACGCACCCCCAGCAACCUCCAAACCUGGACGUCCUCGAGGGUGGAAGAAGAGGCCAGGAGGCUGCAGAGGCGGUUCCUUUCCACGCGCUCCUGAGGCAGCCCAGGAGAGACCAUGGGCCUCGGCUCCUUGCUGAUAGCACACGGCGCGGGCCACCUGCCCUGGUGGCCUGUGGACAGAGCGGGGCACGGGGACAAGGGCCAGGAGGGAGGGGGUGGGAGGUGAGGAGCGGGGAGAAGGGGCAACUCCCUUAACUGGCAGUUAAGCACAUCAGUACAUUUCACCUCUACCAAACGGAGCGCUUGGAUUUCAUCUCUUCUCCGAGGAGCUUGACGGCAUAAAUCAGGAGCAAGCCCAGAGUUUGUCAGGUCUGAAGCCCCUAUGAUGGUAUGUGUCAAAUCAGUUGUAGCUAAUCUGUCCAGGGAGAAUACUGGCUUCAUUACGCUUGUAUAGUUGAGUUCUUCCAGCAUUACCGCUGUUUAAUAGGACAUGAUUACUCAUCACCGAGGAGAGAGCACAUUAGCCGAGGAGGUAGGCAGCCGCACGCUCCGGUGAUUGCCGCGAUGUGAUUGCGAUACUCCGGGACGCGGCGCAUUAUCCCGGGCAUGUUCUCCGAGUCCUCGGAGCCCUCCUUUCUAAAUUCACUGUCAUAAUUUAGUAUCUGUUUAAUUUUUCAGUCCAAAGAGAGGAAAUCAGUUGCUGAGUAUUAUUUGACUGCAGUCUCCUUGGUGCAAAAACAAAAUGGAAAAAAUAAAUAAGAAUAACUUGGAAAUUCAAAAGGAAACAGCCAGCGCGGCUGACAGCAGUUUCUUGAGUGUUUGGUAACUAAGCAAAUACACAAAAGGCUAUUUUUUUUUUCUCUGAAAGUGAGAGAGAUUUUCUGUCCUUUGGCCAAGGUGGAUGCAGUGGGCCUCGGUCACUCCCGGGCCGCGUGGCCUGCCUUACCCAGGCUUCUGUCUUAGGUCCUUAGAUAAGAUGUGUGAAAAUCUAUUUGAAUAAAAGAAGUUCAUAAAUAUGCAUUGAUUUUUGUACAGACAAAUGGCACCUCUGUUAAUUUAUAAAUUGAACUGGAUGUGAACUAAUAACGUGCAACUAGUUGAGAUAAGAGGGUUACAGAUCAUUGUACAUGGAAAAUAUUCCCAGCAGUAAACACUUCCAUUAAAGUGAUAUACAGCCUUUAAAAAGGAACAUAUCAAAAUAAGACAGUGGUACAAUUUGCUUAUUAAAAUCGGGAAAGGGAAGAAAAAAAAGACACUGGAUCAGAUUGUAUUAGGAAGGGGUGAAGGAGCGUGACUUCUUGGAAGGCAUGACGUAGAUCUGAGACCACUUUUGCCAACCAAGAGCGGGCAAAGGAUUUUCUGAACCCCAGACCUGGUAUGUGGCAAAGGCGCCUGGGGAGCAGCUGCCCAUGGUGCCGGCACGGCCCAGCUCCCGAGAACCGCGGUCAGCAUGGCUCGGGCCCUCCCGGUACUGCUGGUUUGCCAUCACAGGGGUGCGGGUGGCCUCGGACUCCGCCCCUUCAGCGUGGUGGUCAAGGACAGAAAAGCAAAUCACGAUGCACCUUAGUUACGAGGAAAGGGGCAGCUCUGCCCAGAGCCCUAGGGCCGCAUGGCAGGAAUCGAGGUCGUCACGUGGAGAGCCGGGGCUCUGAGCUGACGCAGCACAGGAAGGCAAAGCCACGUUCGCCCAGCAGCCUCCGGAGAAGUUCCUUGCUCUCAUAUAUUAAACCUUAUAUUUUGUAAAAGUUUUUCCUCUUCUUUCACUUUUUAAAAAAAAAAUUAAAGUAGCUGGGGGAGAAUAAAGCUUUACACAGAAUUUAUAUGUGGGUAAGUGUUUCACGGAGAUUUCUAAUGUUAAUUAAGCUCAGAGGAACUGACCAGUAUCCAGAACUGUCACAGGUGCAGAAAGCCACAGUUCCGAGGACCUCGACCGCUGUUCUAUAACCCCUCCAUUUGGCUUCUAAGUCUGUGUUUCAUCACUGUGUAGUUAUUUUAAAUGUGAAUAGAGAAAAAAAUGUCAUUGCCUAUUUUUGCAGCUACGUUAGCAUCCAGUCCCGCUCUGCACAUCCCCCCUUGCAGACUUCUGUAGACACAGAUAGGACAUAACCGAAACUCCUAGGCCAUCUCAUUGUAGUUGAUUCCCACUCUAGGAAUGCUUAUCAUAGUGGAACCUUCUUUUGAAAAGAAACGGAAGUCCCCGUAAGGCUUCUCUUGGGAUGCACAUGAGCGUGUACAUACUAUAUGUGUUUAUAAUAUCAUAUUCUCCCAAAUGACUUCUUGUCUCACUCCACCUUCCACAGCCCGAGUGCUGGGACCAUCCCCUCCCACCCUCCUGCCACUCCCUGCCAUGUGUGACCGCAAUGCCCUGCCAAGGCUGCUGGCUUUCUGGAGCCCAUGCUUUGGCGAUAGAAGGAAAAGCUGCAGCGGGGUUUCCAGGAUUUCUUUCCCUUUAAAGGGGAGUGGUGGCUUCUGUUCAGGUUCCAGCGUCAGACCCGGGUCCUUUCUUUGCUCCCAUUUCAAAGCUCACCAACACAGGUCUGGAUGAAGCAGGGGGCAGGGCCAGUGUUAGGAAUGAACAGUAUGGAAGGGGCUGGACCUGCAGAGUUCAUGUCCACCCCUGAAGUGACGGUGACAUGAGUAGCCACCACUGCAGAGUCCACAUGACCUUUCUGUUCCAAGUGGAACUCCCUGAGCGAGCACCAGCUGGGAGGGCCCAAGGAGCAGUCCACGCGCCUGGGGUCUAGCUGGCAGCACCACAGCGUGGCCUGGUGGUCACUACCGGGGACGUGGGAGGCACAGAGCUGGCCAGAGUUCUUCAGUAGCCAGGGGAACCUGCAGGGGAAGGGGCUACAACUCUGACCAGGGCGAGCAGACCUCAGGUGUGGGGGAGGGGAGGGCACCAAGCAUCCCAGUAAUGCCCCAGGAGCUGGGCAGCUCGGGAGGAAGGGAGAGACAGGUUCAUGAGUCUUUGGUCCCAAAAAGGUGCAGUGUCCUAUAGGUGCAGGGCAAACGGUGUUUAUGUGGCCCUGAAAGGCAGGAGAGAGCGGGCUCUUACUGAAUUCCUUUUUUUUUUUUGGUGCUGCGGGUGGAAGCCAGGGCCACACGCAUGGUCCACACACUCGGUCACUGAGCUUCACCACCAGCCAGUCACUCUUGCUCUGGGUGCCGACACGGGCACAUUCUCUGCAGGCCACCGUCUGGGCGGAGCGGCCUCUUGGACUCAGCACGGGUCCCUGUGUGCGAGCUCCCUCUGCCGAGUUCUUCCCAGCCUGAUGAGGCCUGUUGGCAUCUGUCCUCUGCCGCGCGGCGUGGACGUCCUCUGGCACCGCACGUGUGCACGCGUUCCCCGCCUCCGCGCCCGGGCUGUUACUGACGUCACUGGAAGAAUGUGGUCUGCUGAGAAAGAGCCCUGUCACGCACGUCCCCAGAGGACGCGGGCAGCCUUAGGCAGGCGCCCGGCCUCCAGCUCUGUCCUCACCUGCGGAACUUGCAGGGCGCGGGGAGGUUUCCACCCAGCAGGGGAAACGCCAGCUCACACCUGGCAGAGGGUGAUGCUCAGGAAUUGGGAGCAUUUGUCAGGAACAGAAAUGAAGUCAGCACGCACCUGGACACCUGCCCCCAGCUGGCACCAUGUCCUCAUGCCAGUGUCCUGGGAGGUGGCCGUGGCACAGGGGAGAGGCAAGGUGCCUCUGCUGAGCCCAGGUGCUCUUCCGUGGGCCCUUGAGUGUCGACAGAAGUCCCUGGACCCUGCCCACUCCCACCUCCUCGCCCCCACUGGUUGGAACGUUGCUCGUUCUCCUGGUGGUGGUCUCUAGAGGAGGGGACCGAGCGUCGCCCCAUGCCGUCCACACGUGCCGCCUCAGGCAAAGCCACCCUUCUCCCUCCCACGCCCUCCUGGUGGCAUUGGCUGGUGCUUGCGCGGUGCCCUUUCCUCCUCCCUGCCAGGAUCAGUGCUCGCUGGCGGCACCCUGGGCUGGCUGAGUGCCCUUAGGCCCCGCCACCCCUGACCCCCAAGGUGGGCUUGUGUAAGUGGAGGGCAGGCGUCCAGCUCACUGACGUGCCCACCUUCCCUGCCAAGGCCCCAGUCAGCUUGGGUCUGAACCUGGUGAAAGGGGACUCCGCAGCCCCUGCCCAAGCCGUGUCCUUGGUGCCAGGGGUCCCACCCUCCCGUCCUGCAGUUAGGGUGUUCCGGGAACCGAGGGGAAUCCGCCUCCUGGGGCAGCCCAAGCCUGGCCUCGGUGGAACUUCUCCCCAGCGGAGGUGAGACAGGGCUCGGGGUAGAGGGGCUGGGAAGGCCGGGCCCUGGCCCCCCGCGGCUCCCCCACCCCAUCUGCUCUGCUUCCAUCCCUCUCACCCCACAAGGUCGCUGAGACUUUCCUGGAACUCCCCGAGUUGUAUUUAUGGCCUUCGAGCAAACAGAUUGAAAAGCAGUCAGGAAGGAGUUCGGUAGAAAUAUGCGGGGACACAUCUUUCCUUCAAAGGGAACAGAAUUUAUCUCCACCACCCUCUCGGACUCGGGCUUCUCACAUCCUAAAGUCACAUCCGAGGUGAUUUCCACCCUCCUCCCUCACCAGAAAGCUAAGCCAGGCCUGUGCGUCCUUCGAGCAUGUCACCUGGGUCCCUAAGCAGCCCCACUGGGCCUGGCUCCCUUGCCCAGGUGUGGUGCUGGCAUGCAGCAUGGCAGGGGACCCCUGGGCCCUGCUGCACCUCCAGUUGGCCCCUCUUUUGCUUUGCGCCCUGCUUGGGUGGGUACUUGUCACUCAAGCAUCUAAAUUAGAACUUCUUCCAGUUCUGCUGGGGGUGGGGGUGGGGCUGGCUACUCCAGGUAGGUGAACUGCCAAGCCGCAGCCCUCGGACUCACUCCCGCCACUGCCGGGAGGUGACCAGCUGGACCUCAGACGUCCCUGACUAGAGAAGUCAGGCAUCAGGGCCCACGUCAUACUACAUGGGGCAAAGAUGCCAUUUAACAACUUAAACCUUAGUACCUUCCCUUUAGAGAAGCAACCCCGCCUCAAAAUUUAAAAAAAUCUUAACAGAUUCCCUGUGUAGGUUGUAAGUGCUGCUGUUUGAAUGUGGGUUUGCAGCCUGUCAGAGUUGAAGUUAGAGGUCAUUGUUCUACAUGGAUUCUCCUGGAAAGGGAUUCUGUAAGACAAGUCUUGGUCCGAGGGUUUUAAGAGCUGGUUUAGGAGUCUCAUCACGGUGACCUCCCACCUGCCGCAGCCCAGCAAAGGAUUCUUGGCAGCUUGCCCCCCGUGGUCCAUCACCAGGUCUGAUUUUGGCUUGGGGUUUGCCCCCGUCUGGGGACCUCCUCCCACCCAGUCCUGGGGUCUGGGGGUGGGCACCCAGCACUCAGCUGCCAGGGGUCCAAGGCAGGUGCCUCCCAAGUGAGAGCAAGGCUGGCUCGGGGCUGUUUGUCCGGGUGCACUGGGGGUGUCAGAUGCAGGUGGAAGAAGGGACCAAGAGGCGGAGGGCGAGGGGCAGCCGGAGCCCCUGAGUGCACCAGCCGCUGGCAGCAGCACCCGGUCAUGUUACCCCGUCUCCCCAGUGCCGGGUGGCACCUGCAGCAGCCCUGAGAGCACUGUCAGUCGACUGUGGAUCCCUCAGAGGACUCGUGCCACCUUCCCACCAGUGUAGCCCGGCACACGGGGAUCUUGGCCUGGUGCAUACACUGACCAGGCAGCCCGCUGCCCUCCGCUCAGGGACUGGCCAAAGGGUCUGCCUGCUGGUGGGUCAUCAGGGUGGGGAACAGAGAGGACCAAAGUGCCGUGAGCUGGGUCCAGUUCAGGCGGCCAGUGCUCACGCCCUGCUCACCUCUGCCAGGACGCCAGCAGGGUCCAGGCCGCCCGAGAUGGGCAGGCAGUGGUUAGACCUGCUCCAUAGUGUUGGCGGGAAAGGCCUUGAUGUGGGGGAGUCCCAGGGCCGUGGUCUCCCUCACUGCAGCCUCAGACCCGGCCUGCAGAGGGGACAGCCCAGAGGUGGCCACGGCCACCCUGGGGGGCGCCUCCUCCAUCCCACCCGCCUGCCCUGGUCCUCAUCUUGCCUGGAGCAGACCCAAGGUGACAUGGCGGCUGGUUUCCGGGUGGGAACAGGCCAGGUGGCACCUCAGCCCCUUUUGUUGCUGGCUUCUGGCCUGUAAAGAGCCGAGCGUAGCGAUGGAAGGGUGGCAGGUCCCCCCGAGACGGGUCGUUUGGGUUGUUUUUAUAUUACCUCAUUCGGCAACUUCAUGUUUCACAACGGCUCAACGACGCUUUAUUUAUAUUGUUUGUACUGUAAUUAAAACCAUUGACAGACAUUUCACUUUGCUUGUUAUUUCAUAUGAUCUCGUUUGGAUUAAAUAUGCCAGUUUGUA
Molecule: messenger RNA, 10423 nt
Organism: Sciurus carolinensis (gray squirrel)
Lineage: Eukaryota; Metazoa; Chordata; Mammalia; Rodentia; Sciuridae
Gene: Agap1
Product: ArfGAP with GTPase domain, ankyrin repeat and PH domain 1
Exons: 20
Coding region: 505-3972 (1155 amino acids)
Cellular component (GO): nucleus
Molecular function (GO): GTPase activity; GTPase activator activity; GTP binding
Source: RefSeq, a predicted model, not a curated record